This is a messenger RNA of Anopheles nili, 1773 nucleotides long. RefSeq names its product D-glucuronyl C5-epimerase B (gene Hsepi). The record is from RefSeq and is a predicted model, not a curated record. Gene Ontology annotation, molecular function: heparosan-N-sulfate-glucuronate 5-epimerase activity. Gene Ontology annotation, cellular component: Golgi apparatus. Lineage: Eukaryota; Metazoa; Arthropoda; Insecta; Diptera; Culicidae. Bases 1 to 1773 code for a protein of 590 amino acids. The transcript has 4 exons. Gene Ontology annotation, biological process: heparan sulfate proteoglycan biosynthetic process.
AUGACUGCGUUAAAAAACGGUGUUGGCGCAUCCGCAGAUCAAAAGACAAGAUUUUUCCUUGUAAUUAUGCGGUUGAAUUUGAAGUUCCUGUUGAUCGUCCUCUGUGUGACGGUUGCGCUUAUAACGUUCGCGCUGUGGGCAAACUGUGGCGUUGGACGAGGGCUCGUACCGAAGUGGCCACCGCAUCAUGGGGAUAGUGAAAAUCCAUUCGAGCAGACCGAGGAAAUCGACUGCAUCAUCAACCAAGAGUAUGCGAUCGGGUGUCGCAAGGAAGGUGAAGAGGUAUACCUGCCGUUCUCCUUCCUGCAGAAGUAUUUCGACGUGUACGGAUCGUUGAACGUCGUUGACGGGAGCAGGCGGUUCGAUUGGACGCACAGCUAUGGGAAAGUAAACUACCCGAAGGGUGCAUACGAUCCGCGCGGCAUCUUCAUGUACUUCGAGAACUACAACGUGGAGAUGCGCGAUCGCGUCAAAUGCAUCAGUGCAAUCGAUGGCGUGCCGAUUUCGACGCAAUGGGAAAGUCAGGGUUACUUCUACGCCACGCAGAUCGCCCAGUUCGGGUUGUCGCAUUACAGCAAAAAUCUGACCGAACCGGAACCACGCCGCAAGAUGGUGGAGGAUGGUGAACGGGAGCUAGCGGGAUGGAUAGUUCCGAAGGGUAGCUCGAUGAACCGCACGUUCGACCGAACUCGGAUGGUAACGACAGCGGUGCUUACGUUUUCCACCGGCAAAUCCUUCGAUACGGCCGUGGUGCUUCCGAUGGACCACGUGCUCGAUCUGGUGCUAAGCAUCGACGUACUGCUGAAACCCAACUCGACAGUUUGUGUCACACUGCAGAACCGCGAGACUCAGAAGCUGUACCACGUGUACUACAUACUGGCGGAUCUGCUAAUUGGUGUGCAGGACGAGAACAUAUACUAUGGCAUCGGGUUGAACAGUACCGGCACGUGGAAACAUCUGACCCGCGAUCUCUUCGUCGAUCUUCAGAAAGGCAUGCCACAGUACGCGAACACGGACAAGCGGCGAAAGAUGCGGCGGACGGAGUUGAAAGUGAUCGAGAUUUCGCUCCUCGGCAACGGCAGUAUCGAUAAUCUGACGCUCUCGACGAGCGAACAUAUCAGCCACUUUUAUGAUGCGGCCGAUUGGCUGAUUAGGCACCAGGAUCCAAGCACGGGUGGUUGGCCGAUACCGGUGCGUCGGAAGCUUGGUUCCGGUUUCGGUGAGCUGUCACGUGGCUGGUAUUCGGCCAUGGCGCAAGGCCAUGCGAUAUCCUUGCUAGCGAGAGCUUACUUUCAUUCGAAGGGUGACAAGCGCUACCUUCGAGCGGCGUUGGACGGAUUAAAGCUGUUUCGAAUCCCGUCCUACCAGGGUGGCGUUUUAGCUACCUUUCUUGGCAAGUACGCCUGGUACGAGGAAUACCCGACGACACCACAUUCGUUCGUGCUGAACGGGUUCAUAUACUCGCUGCUUGGGCUGUAUGAUCUCAACUCGACUGCACCUGUAAACCAAUCGAACGAAGCAGCGGUGCUGUUUGAGCAGGGUAUGGCGAGCUUAAAAAAGAUGCUUCUUCUGUAUGAUACCGGUUCCGGGACGAGUUACGAUCUUCGGCACUUCACACUCGGUAUUGCACCGAAUCUAGCCCGAUGGGACUAUCACGCGACGCACGUGAAUCAGCUACUGCUGCUGGCCACCAUUGAUCCGGACCCUCUGAUAUCGCAAACGGCGGAACGAUGGAAAAAUUACAUGGUUGGCAAGCGUGCCCCUCACAACUAA